Molecule: messenger RNA, 2683 nt
Organism: Eurypyga helias (sunbittern)
Lineage: Eukaryota; Metazoa; Chordata; Aves; Eurypygiformes; Eurypygidae
Gene: CPEB1
Product: cytoplasmic polyadenylation element binding protein 1
Exons: 11
Coding region: 97-1878 (593 amino acids)
Biological process (GO): negative regulation of cytoplasmic translation
Cellular component (GO): synapse; nucleus; neuron projection
Molecular function (GO): mRNA 3'-UTR binding; ribosome binding; mRNA regulatory element binding translation repressor activity
Source: RefSeq, a predicted model, not a curated record
GAUACUGGGAGGAGUGUAAAAGACUGCUGGGAUAACCCAGAUGCCCCUGCACUUUCCACUUGCAGCAAUGCAGAUAUAUUCCGCCGAAUAAAUGCCAUGUUGGACAACUCUCUGGAUUUCAGUGGAGUCUGCACCACGCCUGUCGCAAGAAGCAAACGUGAUGUCCCGCCAGACUUCCAGGACUCUGAAGAAGCAGUGGCAAGCAGGAUGCUUUUCCCCACAUCCACGCAAGAGUCUUCCCGUGGCCUCCCAGACACCAACGAUCUGUGCCUUGGCCUGCAGUCCCUCAACCUGACAGGGUGGGACAGACCCUGGAGCACCCAGGACUCUGACGCUGCAGCACAAACCAGCACACAGUCCGUUCUCAGCAUGCUGAAUAACCCCCUCGGGAAUGUCCUGGGGAAGCCCCCGCUGGGUUUCCUGCCUCUAGACCCCAUUGGUUCAGACUUGUCAGAAAAGUUUUCCACGCCAACGCUGAGGAACUCUCGCCUGGAUUCCCGCUCCCUCCUGGACUCUCGCUCCAGCAGCCCCUCAGACUCGGACACCAGUGGGUUCAGCUCUGGCUCCGACCACCUUUCAGACUUGAUUUCAAGCCUUCGCAUCUCCCCACCGCUGCCCUUCCUGCCCCUUAGUGGGGUGUCAAGAGACCCCCUCAAGAUGGGAGUGGGGUCCCGGCUGGAUCAAGAUCAAGCUGCCCUGGCUGCAGUCGCUUCCUCCCCUGCCAGUGCAUCGAAAAGAUGGCCUGGAGCAUCUGCGUGGCCUUCCUGGGAUCUCCUGGACUCUCCAGAAGACCCCUUCAGUAUUGAAAGAGAAGCCAGGCUUCACAGGCAAGCAGCAGCUGUGAAUGAAGCAACCUGCACCUGGAGUGGGCAGCUGCCUCCCCGAAACUACAAGAACCCUGUCUACUCCUGCAAAGUGUUCCUGGGAGGAGUCCCGUGGGACAUUACGGAAGCUGGACUGAUCAACACCUUCCGUGUGUUUGGCUCACUGAGUGUAGAGUGGCCUGGUAAGGAUGGCAAACACCCACGCUGCCCUCCCAAAGGUAAUAUGCCUAAAGGAUAUGUCUACCUGGUGUUUGAGUCGGAGAAAUCCGUGCGUGCUCUGCUCCAGGCAUGCUCCCAGGACCUGCUGAGUCCUGACGGGCUCAGUGAAUACUACUUCAAGAUGUCCAGCCGCAGGAUGCGCUGCAAAGAGGUGCAGGUGAUCCCCUGGGUGCUGGCAGACAGCAACUUUGUGCGCAGUCCAUCGCAGCGGCUGGAUCCCAGCAAGACUGUGUUUGUGGGGGCUCUGCAUGGGAUGCUGAAUGCGGAGGCCCUGGCAGCUGUCAUGUACGAUCUGUUCGGAGGGGUGGUCUAUGCUGGCAUUGACACGGACAAGCACAAGUAUCCCAUCGGGUCGGGCCGCGUCACCUUUAACAACCAGCGCAGCUAUCUGAAGGCGGUGACUGCUGCGUUUGUAGAAAUCAAAACUACCAAGUUCACUAAAAAGGUUCAGAUCGACCCGUACCUGGAGGACUCCAUGUGCCAAGUGUGCAGCACCCAGCCUGGGCCUUUCUUCUGCAGAGACCAGAUCUGCUUCAAGUACUUCUGCCGCUCCUGCUGGCACUGGCAGCACUCCAUGGAGGUCCUGCGUCACCACCGCCCGCUGAUGCGCAACCAGAAGAACAGAGACUCCAGCUCAAGAGGCUGGCGUGGGGCCGCCGCAGGCGCGGGAGAAAGUCCUUUUGUUAACCUGCCAAGCGGAGAGCGCACGAGCGUGCCUGCUGGUGCCGGACCCAGGCUGGGAACGCGCUUCCUGAGGACUAAUGGGGAAAAAAAAAAAUCUUACAUUCACGUUUGCACUUGCUGGUCUUUUUGUUUCUGCACUAAUGCACAGUGAAUUUUGUCGGGUUUUGUUUGGGGGGUUUUUUGAGGGGGGGGAGCACCCCUCAAGCGAUUCUGCAGUUCCCAGACUUUGGUUCCUAGUUUGCUGACGAGAAGCAAAAAAAAACAAAAUAAAAAAGGGCCACGUGUUGAGAAGGUGUUUAUGCAGAUGCCUUCACCUCGGUUUUUUAUUUAUUAAAGGCGCUUUUUUACAUUCCUUGCAAUACUGAUGGUAAUAAUGCAGGUCUCAUUGGCUCCAUUUUUUUGCAGUUGCCAUACAGUGCCUUUCCAUUCAUUUAACCCCCAUCUGAACGGCAUAAACUGAAUGUUCAGCUGGCGUUUUUUACUGUAACAACAAGGAGACUUUGCUCUUCAUUUAAACCAAAUCAUAUUUCAUAUUUUACGCUCGAGGGUUUUUACCAGUUCCUUUUUACACUCUUAAACAGUUUUUAAGUCGUUUGAAACGAGAGAUUUUUUUCUUUCCUGGCAGCUUUUAACAUUAUUGCAAUUUGUGUCUGGGGGCUGCUGGUGGAAAGUUGUAAAUCGAGGGGUUUGCAACAGAACAGGACAGGCUUUUUUUUGGAUUUGAAACUGGACCGGAUAAACGAUCUCUGAGCUGCUGUAUAUAGUUUUAAAUAGUUUGUUGCACUUUUUUAAGUUGCACUUGAGGGGGGUUGAUAGAGGUUUUUAAUCACACAAAGUCACAGGACUUAAAUUUUCUUUUGUAACUAGCUAAAAAAGGGCUGUGUUUCGGUGGACAGAUGAAGGUUCAUAGGAGCCCUUUCUCUUAGAGGGGACGAGUACUUUUUCCUUUCCUUUGC